UUUUUUUUAAAUAACGCAACAGUGUUCUAUGCGUUACAUGUCUUUUUUCUUUUUCUUUUUUAAUAUAAUUAUUACCUGUGAUAUGAAAUUAGUUGCUUUAGUAAGUGGUGGUAAAGAUAGUUGUUAUAACAUGAUGCAAUGUGUGGCUAAUGGCCAUGAAAUUGUCGCUCUUGCCAAUUUGAAACCACCAAGUCAAUCAGGAAAGGAUGAGCUUGAUAGCUUUAUGUAUCAAACUGUUGGACAUGAUGCAAUUCAUUUAUAUUCUGAGUGUAUGGAUCUACCUUUAUACAGACGAGAAAUUAUAGGUGGAUCAGUAUUACAGGGAUCCGAUUAUGUUUUUACUGCUAAUGACGAAACUGAAGAUUUAUAUAUGCUUUUGAAAGAAGUAUUGGAACACCAUCCUGACAUUCAAGGUGUUUCAGUAGGUGCCAUCUUAUCAAAUUACCAAAGAGUUCGUGUUGAACAUGUAUGUAAUCGCUUGGGUCUUACUUCAUAUGCUUACUUAUGGAGAAGAGAGCAAAAGGAACUUUUAUUUGAAAUGGCAAACGCAGGCGUGAAUGCCAUUCUUAUUAAAAUUGCUGCUAUUGGAUUAAAACCAGUUCAUCUUGGAAAAUCUAUUGGACAGAUGUAUCCUUUCUUAUGUCAAAUGAACGAGCUAUAUGAUUUACAUAUUUGUGGUGAAGGAGGAGAAUACGAAACAUUCACUAUAGAUUGUCCUUUAUUUAAAAAAGAAUUGUUAUGUAAAGAGGAAACAGAGACAGUGAUCCAUUCUGAUGAUGCAUUUGCCCAAGUGGCUUAUUUAAAGUUUAAAAAGUGUUCUUUAGUAGAAAAGACUCAAGAAGAAAUGAAUAUGGGUCAAGUCAUUAUCCAAGAUUGGAAAGAAUGGAAUUCAUACGACAAAAUCAUUUCAGCAGUAAAUGAGGAAAACACAAUCAUUGAGCCAAAGAUACAACAGGUUAAACUAAAUAGAGUACAGCAGCAACAAGAAAAAAUACCUUUCAAUGAUUUGAAGCGACAUGCACCAUUUUAUGCUAUUGAAGGAACAACUGCAUUUAAUGAUGAUAGACUUAAUACUACACAGCAUUUUGAUAAAAUUGAGGAUGAGACAUUAGCUUGUAUGUUAGCUGUUCAGGAAAAGUUACAUAAUUUAGACCUGGAUUGGAAAGACGUCGUUACAAUGAAUGUAUUUGUAACUGAUAUGAAUGACUUUGGAAGAAUUAAUGCAGUUUAUAAAAAGUUUUUUGAUAUAAAUCCUGCUCCUAGAGCUUUAGUGGCUGCACAUUUAAAGGGUCCUGCACGUUUGCAAAUUGAUCUUAUUGCUAUAAAAACAUUAGACAAUAUAAAGAGAGAUACAAUGCAUGUACAAGGCAUUUCUUAUUGGGCACCUGCAAAUAUUGGGCCUUAUUCGCAAAGUGUUAUGACACAAGGUCAUGCCUUUAUUGCCGGUCAAAUUGGACUUGUGCCCAAUAAGUUAAAUUUACCUUCACCUGGUUCAUUUGCAGAAGAAGCAGCUCUAUCUUUACGUAAUUUAGAAAACAUUGUAUCUGUACUUGAUUUAAAUUUGAAGAAAGAUACAGCUGUUUGCUGCUGUUAUGUUAGUAACCCAUCUUAUUUACCACUUGCUCAAGCUGCAUGGAAGGCAUAUAUAAAUAGCGAUAAUCAAAUUCCUCCCACUUUAUAUAUAGCUGUACCAUCUCUUCCCAAAGGAGCAAUGAUAGAAUGGCAGGUUAUCUUGAAUGCUCCUUUACCUAACCUUAUAGAAGAUGAUGAUGAUACCUCGGAUGAAGAAGAAGAAAAGAUAAUUAAAAGACUAGAUUCCCUAAAAUUUGGAGAAGGCUCUUUAGAUAUCAAUAUUAUUCCUAAUGUUUUUAGCAGAAUAUUACCUAAAAAGAAUUUUACUACAAUUGCUUUACAGUCAUCAGAUAGCGCUACUGAUUUUGAAGAAAUUAUUUUGCAUAUUAUCGAAACUAUUGAAGAAAGUUUAAAUCAAUGUGAAAAGAAAUGGAAGCAAAUACUUUCUUUGAGAGUCUUUUAUUGUGACAAGUUAGAUAUCACAAAUCAAACUUGUAGAAACUUGUUACAAUUAGAGAUUCUUAAGCGUUCAGAGUAUUUGCCUGUUAUUACUUGUAUUCCUGUCAAUGCUCUGGGCCCAGAUGGGAACAGUAUUAUGGCCUGUACAUUACAUGUUUUAUAAAACAAAAAAAAAAGUAUAUUAUUUACAUAUAAAUUCACUAGAAAAAUAAUGAUUCGAUUUAGUAACAUACAUACAUAUUUCAGAAUAAUGUUACUACUAUAGAGUGGUAGAAAACUACAUCUAUGCUCUUGGUUUGAAAGAAUUUCUCAAUAAGACUGUCAGAAUUAAAUAAAGAUUAAUAUUCCCUUUUGCUAUUUGUCAUUAUUUAUUUACUUUUUACUCUUUUUCACUUUGACUAGUCCAGUAAUGAUAUUCAUACUGAACAGAAGUUACAGAAUUGGGAUUGCUAAAUUAUAAAUAUGCCGAAGCUCUUUGUAACCCCUCCCCCUUUUUUUUUUCGAAGUUCACAAAAUAAAAAAGCAAAAACUAGUGCUCUUAAUUUAGAAC
Molecule: messenger RNA, 2581 nt
Organism: Cokeromyces recurvatus
Lineage: Eukaryota; Fungi; Mucoromycota; Mucoromycetes; Mucorales; Mucoraceae
Exons: 11
Coding region: 83-2194 (703 amino acids)
Biological process (GO): protein histidyl modification to diphthamide
Molecular function (GO): diphthine-ammonia ligase activity
Source: RefSeq, a predicted model, not a curated record